CGAUACUUGAAGGGGGAGGGGCGUGUCAGAUUCCAAAGGAGAAGAGAGUGGAGAGAGAGAGAGAGUGAGAGAGAUAGGGGCGCUGAGCUGUAUUGCAAGCCGUUUGCAAAAAUGGGGGACGACAAACCUUUUGUGUGCAACGCUCCUGGCUGCGGGCAGAGGUUUACCAACGAGGACCACCUCGCUGUCCACAAGCAUAAGCAUGAGAUGACGCUGAAGUUUGGACCUGCCCGAACAGACUCUGUCAUCAUCGCAGACCAGACGCCAACUCCCACUCGUUUCCUGAAGAACUGUGAAGAAGUGGGCCUGUUCAACGAGCUGGCCAUGCCCUUCGAACAGGAGUUCCGUAAAGCCCAGGAAGAUGAUGACAAGAGAGCCAAGAACCCUCUGCCUGCCCCUGGCUCUUCAGCUCUGGACAUGAGUCUGCAGACGCCCUCAGACGUAGUUCGAGUGAAGGAAGAGGAGCCUGUCGAAGUGGACUCCUCCCCUCCUGCUAGUCCAGACUCCAUCUCCAGCAAGUCAGACAGCAACAAGGAGGCCACGGCCAGGGGAAUGGAAUCUCCUUCUAAACCAGCAGUAAGUUCUGCUCCUAUGCCCACUAUCGUCCGGCCCGGCUCUCUUCCCCUGCACCUCGGCUAUGACCCCCUGCAUCCCACCAUGCCUUCACCCACCUCAGUCAUCACACAGGCACCGCCCUCCAGCCGCACCCUUGGGUCACCAACUGGUCCAUACCCAAUGAUGAUGCUUCCCAAUGGCCAACCAGUUCCCGUGCUCCCAGGCCCUGUGCAAAUGUCUUCUGUAAUAUCUCUGGCUAGGCCCAUGUGUAUGGUGCCCAACAUUCCAGGAAUCCCAGGGCCUCCGCUAGGUGGAAGCAGCAGUGGCUCCUCCUCUCCAUCUGGUUACAACCCCCAUACUGAGGCUAAGAUGCGGCUGAAGGCGGCGUUGUCUCAGCAGACCACAGCGGCCUGUGUCAGUGUGGCGAUGGGCUCCAGUGCCAUGGUGCCACAGAGGAUGGAGCAGAGUCAACUGCUGGUGCAGCAGCCUGAUGCCCCAUCCCCUGCACAGCCCCAGGUCUCUCCAGCUCAGCCGACAGGCGGGCGACGUCGGCGCACAGUGGACGACGACCCAGACGAGAGGAGACAGCGCUUUCUGGAGCGUAACCGAGCAGCCGCGUCCCGCUGCAGGCAGAAGCGCAAGCUCUGGGUGAGCUCUCUGGAGAAGAAGGCAGAGGAACUGACGUCCAUGAACGUCUCCCUCACAAAUGAGGUGUCUCUGUUACGAAACGAAGUGGCUCAUCUGAAGCAGCUGCUGUUGGCCCAUAAGGACUGUCCUGUCACCACCUUACAGAAGAAGGCUGCCUACCUGGGAGAAGAAUCCAUGAAGGAGGUAUGCGAGGCCACGGGUUCUCCAGCUCCUGUGAUCCAGCACAGCUCCGUGGCGCUGAGUCCCUCAGGAUCGUCAGGGCCGAACGGCGUGAGCUCACGGGCGGCUGCCGAGGCCGUAGCCAUGUCCGUGCUAGCAGGCAUGGGCACCCAGCGGGCAGAGAGCGGGCCCUCACACGUCAUCAUGACCACACAGGCCCAGCCCUCGGCCAGAUGAUGAGCCUAGCACUAGGAGAGGAGAGGAGCGAGGGACGAGGCCAAAUCAUCCCUGUCCUCUUUUUCUCCUCUUCCUGGCCCUCUCUCACGCUGUCACGCUGUUCUGGCCCGGAGCUGGCCCAGAGAAUUUUGGGAAAAAACUUUGGAGAACGAAAGAGCUUCCUGUUCACUAUGCCAUAGACUACGGGGGCUGGACUCCGAUCCUCAUCCUUAUUCUCAUCCGAAAUCCUUACUAACUCCACUUUCGCUCCAUCAUCCCUGCCCUCCUCAUACUCAUCGCCUUCCAUCUUCACUCUCCUCAUUCUUCAGUUGAACUGUAGGACAGAACAGUGCUUCCUGAAGGACUGACAUGGUGACUGUGAUCUGAUGCAUAGGUAUUAUGCACACGUGUGUCUCAUUUACACGUUCAUAGAGCAAUGUGGAUGGCUGAUCAGUGGCAGUAAAUGAAAAGGAAGUGCUGCCACCGCGUGUGUGUGUAUAUGUGUGUGUGCACGUGUGAUGGGAUGGGCGAUAUGGCAAAAAUAUCAUAUCACAAUACGUGAAGAUAUUUCUACAAUACGUGAUGCGUACCAAGGCAUUAAGUAUGGUUGAGUACCAACAAAAACAGUGAAAUAUGAUGAGCUCAGAGAUUCGUAGCAAACAUUUCAAAAGUAUUGAAUGAGGAAAAGAGGGAAUAUUAUAUAAAUGAUGCAGAAAAAGAGUUUAACAUCCAAUCUGCUACAUGUUACAGUGCGUAAAUAUGUGGUUAUAAAAGCACUGACAACUGAUGGGUCUGUGGACGUGGUGUUCAUUCAUGUUUCAUUUCAAAAUACACCCACAAAAAUAGGAAAUUACUCCAUUUUUUCAUAAAAAUAUAUAAAAAUAUUUGACUCUCUUUCUUCAGUUUCAAGUAUUUCUACUUGUUUCACGACACAAAGCCUAGAAAUGAAAUAUUUAUGAAUCCAUAAUUUUUCCAUCAGUACAUUUCAGCUUGAACAGAGUCGACCUGGAAGUACAAGGAGUCAAGAUGUGUACUCUGGUUUAUUUAGUUUUCAUAAAAGGUAUGAUAAAAGUGGGAUGAACUCUACAUUUUCGCUGAUAAAGAUUUUCUGAAAUUGCAGCACCUGGAAAAUCCGGCUGAUUUAUUUUCAGCCUCCAUGUCGUCCUCCUUUACAGUCACCUUCUUGCUAUUUUUAAAAGCACAUCGUUCAUUCAUUUUCGCCCCAGAAUGAAUCUGAAAUCCUGAAAAGCAAGCAAACGAGAAAUACAAGAGCUUUUUUUGUAAUAAUUGUUAUUGUAAAGCCAAAAACUCCUUUGAACAUGUCGUUUGCGUAUAAUUAUGUUUUUCACUUUGAAAAAAAAAAAAAAAAAAAAAAUGAACGAAACGUACACAGACCCUAAAACCAGAUACUCGCUAGAGUGUAUUGUGACAUUUUAAUAGCGCGAUAUUGAUAUUAUAUUACCAUAUUGACCAGCCCUAGCGUGUGGUGUGGUGGUGUGCAUGCUCACACUUACUGCCUUUGACAUUUUACUCGCAUGAAUGAGGCUAACGAUUGCACCACAACUCUGCAAUACUUUUUAUGAAAGGAAAAAAUUCCUGUGUGCGUCGGUUAAAUCUGGUCCCUCGCAUUUUGGCUCGGUUUUCAUUUCAAGGAGACCAAGAGAACGCCUCGGCUGAACUUCACCAAGAUCUGACCUCAUUUCUAUCCCUUUAUAAUAUGUUUUAUAUGCAAAGCAUUUAUAUAAUCAGUGAGAAUAUAGUAUGCUUGUGCGUGUGUGAGUCUGUGUGUGUGUGUACAGGAAUGUACAUCAGAGUAUAACAGUUUAUAAUUCAUGGGACUGAUACACUAAUGUUGGCAAGCUUUAUUUUUAUGCUGUUUGCUAUAUUUUUGGCACAUCCUCCUAAACACAUUGCUUGAUCCAGUCUUUUGGUUUUCCUUGUAGCCUUGUGCCGGCCCCCUUCACGCCAUAAACUGGCUCAUGGUUACAUUUCAUUGUUAAUUGAAAUCUCCUUGCUGGGAUUCCUGUGUUGCGUCAGAGCUAAAUGAUGGUGCCAGCAUGUCUGGCGUAUUUUUUUUUUUUUGUCUCCUUGUAAAGUUCUCAGUUAUUAGCUCUCCUGUAUGUCCAGGUUGUGUUAGAGCUGAGCCUCGGAAAAGUCCAGCUGUUUAUCCAUUUUGCCUCUUGGAUUAUUUUCUAAUUGUUUUAAAUGGAACAAGGCUUUCCCCUGUGAGCCUUUCUGUUUAAAAAAACAAAAAAAAAAACAAAACCGAAUCAUUGUCUCUUCAGGCAAUUAUGAAGAUGUUAAAACAUAUUGUCUCUAUAGAAGGCAUGUGCCGAUGAUCAGUUAUAUGAUAUAUUGCAAUAUUUAACACAGUACUGAUGUCGUAGAUACUUCAUUAGUAUCAUUAGUAUCUCUACAUUCCAUUUGAGAGAAGACUACCUAUGUAGGCUAAAUGAAAAGAUUUAGCUUUCAUUAUCUUAAUAAGCCUAUAAUUAUUUUAUACUGACACAGCAAAUAUUAACAAUAAUGCUACAUUUAUAUUUGUACAGUGCGUUGGUAUCAAAUUAACCACAAAAUGUGAAAACUGUCUCAUUCUUAAACAAAGAAAAUUAUUCAGAAAGAAUAAUUUUAGCGUAAACAGGCAUGUGUUUGUAUUUAUUAACCCACAGUAACGUUUUCUUAUCAGAUAUUUACCAAGAAUUUUUACGCAUUCUGAGAUCCACAUAAACAUCGUUUAGGACAUGUACUAAUUAAAAAAUAAUUCGAAAAACAAUGCGGUUGAGUGCAGAAGUUUGCAUACCCUUAGGCCAAAGUUUAUAGCAAUGGCAUUUGGUAUAAUGGAUUUGUUUUAAUAUCGGCACAUGCCUACUAUACCCACUCAUUAACGCGCUCACGCUCAGAAAUGCAUUUAAAUACACACCCUGUAGUGUUGCUCGAUCAAAAAUAUUCUGCCUUAACACUUGCUGCAGUGCCUCUAAAGCCCUGGUCAGGUUUCACAGUUUUCUGGUUGCCCACAGAAGUCUCUGUGCCAAAUAUAGGAAUCAACCAGGACAUUUUAAAAAGCUUUAUAUUUUGUAUUGCAACAAAUGUAAUUACAAAUGCCUUUGUAGAUCUUGAAACCGCAGGGAGAACAUCGUGAACUGUUCUCUUUACUGCCAUCUGGACCUGAUUCGCUGUUACUGCGUUACAUUACUUUACUGAGAGGUGAAAGGAAACUGGACUGUUCUAAAACUCUUGAGUUCCCUUUAAUUUUAUUGCAAAAUGUAUGAUCUAAAGGGGUAGUUUGGUAAAAAUGAAAAUGUACACAAUUUGUAGUUAUUGUAAAUGUAGUCGAUCAGCCAAGACAUGUAUAGUGCGUGAAUUGUCAAGUAAUGGAAAUCUGUCUCACCUAAAAAAAAAAAAAAAAAAAAAAAUCAGAAUUUUGAGGCUCCUGAAAAACAUAAAAGCCUUCACCCUCUCGUCUGGAGAUCGCAAGUUCGAAUCCUGAACACGCUGGGAGCCAAAGGAACAAAACUGCCGGUGCUCUCAGGGUGGGAGGGAUCACAUAGUCUCUCCUAGUCUCUCUCCCCUGUCAAUCAUAGCGACGCUAGCCAAUCGUGGGCGUCUGUGAGCUCAUGUAUGCAGAAGAGGGUGGAGAGCGCUUUACUCUGUGUGUGCUUAGAGAAAUUAGGAAUGGGCUUUUGAUUUUCCAAGCUGGCUGCCAUUAGUUACACAGUGAAGUUUUAAUUCAUUUUUAUAGCAUGCAAGUGAAACUGUAAAAAAGCAAACAUCUUGUCUGAUCGAGUACAUUUGGCAGAAAUGUGAAUUUAAUGUAAAGCAGAUUUUUCACCCAACUAUUUCUUUAAACUGAACAGGGAAUGUUUAGCAGUAAUUGUGUGACUUGAAUUUCCCUUAAUCAUGUACUUUACACAGAGUGUAAUUAGCGAGAGAAUGUAAUGGCACGUCGAAAUGCACUAAAAUGUGAUAGAGGUUUGUAGAUUUUGUAUUUUAUGAACUUUGCUGCUGAGUUUGUCCUUCACACAGCAUGUCCAAUGUCAACAUGAGUUUGCAUAUAUUUUAAUUCAUGUUCGCGUAAGGUUCAAGGACUUCGCAGCAGCCACUUAUUGCUUAUCUUACAGUACGAUUACGCUCUGUUAAUGCUGGACUGAGCGAUGUGGCUUUCAUGCUGGCGCUGUUCUCAGUCUUCAUGUUCUCAUAUGGAAAAAGGAGGGCAGGGAAAACUUUCAGCUUUCAUAUUAAUGAUUGCCGGCACUUUUUUCUACAUCUGUUCUUUAUUUUGUGCAGCGAGGACUGUCAUAAUAAAUACUUCUUUAACCCCCCCCCACCCCCCACCCUUUUUUUUUGUAAUACUGAAAUGUAGAACAUUUUAGACCUCCUACAUGUUUUUCUUCAUGAGUGUCUCUCCUAGUCACUAUGUAAUCAUAUUUUUCGCAGAUGUUUUUUUUUUUUCGAUUUUUGAAGACUAGUCAGAAUGCCUUAAGAGAGAUGUAGCCUUUUAUAUAUUAUGUGACUGUUUUCACUUCCCACUCAUUUUGACAGCAGAUUUUUUUCCCCCAGAAAUUUGGCCUUGGACUUUUUUUCUACUCCAUACUUUCAAUGUUAAUACACCGUUAAUUUAUUAAGGAAUUAAUGCAGAAUAAUGAAAAUUAUUAUAAAAAUAUAAUCCCUCAGAACUGUAUCGAAUAGUAAUGGUUAACAUGGUAUGUAGCUAGAAAGGCAACUAUUGAAAGAUGUUCUUUCGGCUUCUAAUUGUAAAGACACACUCCCGGUUGGACUGAUUUUAAUUUUAGACUUUAUCUUCUUUACUGUACAUAUGUGUAUCAUAUAUAAAUGUAUUUACUUUUUCAUGCAUGUUGAAGUGAAAUACGAUGCACACUUGCAGUGCUGCAGUUUUGAUUAAAGAAAAAGCAAUUAAACACCAUUUCUGUGUCUUCUGGGUCUGUUAUAAAUGUAAUUAAUCAAGUGAAGCAAUAAAGUAUUUUAUAUGCUGA
Messenger RNA from Pangasianodon hypophthalmus (striped catfish), 6569 nucleotides. RefSeq names its product activating transcription factor 7a (gene atf7a). The record is from RefSeq and is a predicted model, not a curated record. NCBI's taxonomy places the organism in Eukaryota, Metazoa, Chordata, Actinopteri, Siluriformes, Pangasiidae. The coding region runs from base 112 to 1599 and encodes 495 amino acids. Gene Ontology annotation, biological process: regulation of transcription by RNA polymerase II. Gene Ontology annotation, molecular function: DNA-binding transcription factor activity, RNA polymerase II-specific; cAMP response element binding. The transcript has 12 exons.